GCCGCGCGCGGCGGCGGCGGUGGGUCCUCGCAGGUGGAUGGGUGGAGUUCGCUGAAGUUAGAGCAAGAUGGCGCCGAUUGGGGAUCUAAGCCCGGAGAACCCGAGUUGAAGCAACAAUCCCCGCCUAGGAAAGGGUUAAUGCGGGAGGGUAUCGCCGCUCCCUCUGACGAGGUGAUUCUCCCUCUUACGAGGUGACUCGCUUUAACUGAGUCAGGCGCGCCUCGCUGGCAAUGGAAAACGGCGAGCUGAACAGCAUGGAGACGAUGGAGACCCUGACGGAGCUCGGCGACGAGCUCACACUGGGCGAUAUCGAUGAAAUGCUACAGUUUGUCAGCAAUCAGGUUGGAGAUUUUCCAGAUUUAUUUUCUGAACAAUUAUAUGGCACGUUCCAGAGCAGCAAUGCAUGUAAUGGAGACAGAAUGUCAGAUACUUCACAGAAAGCCUACAGCCAGGGACAGUUACAGUCCUCUUCUCCUAGUGCAGCUUCUCCACCACAGCUUCAGUCUGUGCAAGUGAAGACGUCUCAGUCAGCAGGCACAAUUCCUGCUCCACAACGAACUGCACCGCCUCUUCAACCUCGCCCCCAAGUUCAGCCCCAACUUCAGCAACAGACAGUGAUGAUUACUCCAACUUUCAGCUCUGCUCCCCAGACCCGGAUCAUUCAGCAACCUGUAAUAUACCAAAAUGCAACCACAAGUUUUCAAGUGCUGCAGCCUCAGGUUCAAAGCUUGGUGACUUCCUCCCAAGUUCAACCAGUUGCCAUUCAACAGCAGGUGCAGACCAUGCAAGCUCAGAGGGUACUGACACAGAGUACCAGUGGCACCAUCCAGACACUAACUCCAGCGACUGUCCAGGCAGUAGCUGCCCCUCAGGUUCAGCAGGUUCCAGUCCUAGUCCAGCCACAGAUAAUCAAGACAGAUUCUCUUGUCUUAACAACAUUGAAAACUGAUGGCAAUUCUGUUAUGGCUGCUGUUCAGAAUCCAGCCCUGACAGCAAUAACCACACCCAUACAGACAACAGCUCUGCAGACCUUGGUUGGUGGCAAUGGGGCCAUCUUGACAACUAUGCCUAUGAUGAUGGGAGGGCAGGAGAAGAUGCCCAUUAAACAAGUGCCUAAUAACACUAAGCAGCCAGAACCACCAAAGGAAGGAGAAAGGCGAACAACUCAUAAUAUUAUUGAGAAGAGAUAUCGAUCAUCUAUAAAUGACAAGAUCAUAGAACUGAAAGAUCUGGUCAUGGGAACAGAUGCUAAAAUGCACAAGUCAGGUGUACUGAGGAAGGCUAUCGACUACAUUAAAUAUCUACAGCAGGUUAACCAUAAAUUGCGACAGGAGAACAUGAUCCUUAAGCUGUCUAGCCAGAAAAACAAGUUGUUGAAGGGUUUUGACUUAAGCAGUCUAGUGGACACUGAUGUGGAUAUGAAGAUGGAUGAAUUCAAUCAAAAUGCUCUAUUGAUGUCUCCUCCAGCUUCUGACUCAGGGUCACCAGCAGGCUUUUCCCCUUAUUCAAUUGAUUCAGAACCAGGAAGUCCAUUAUUGGAUGAUGCAAAGGUGAAAGAUGAACCUGAUUCUCCACCUGUUGCUCUUGGAAUGGUUGAUCGCUCACGGAUACUGCUUUGCGCUCUCACAUUCCUCUGUCUCUCCUUUAACCCUUUAACAUCUUUUUUGGAUGGCAAAGAAGCACCGGACACUUACAGCACAGUGCAUCAUGGUUCUGAGAGGAAUAUACAAGCAAUAAAAUCAGAAUCAGGAGGCUGGUUUGGCUGGAUGAUGCCCACUUUGAUCUUGUGGCUUGUGAACGGUGUCAUUAUCUUGAGUGUAUUCAUAAAACUGUUGGUGCAUGGAGAGCCAGUGACACGACUGCAUUCCCGUUCCUCUGUGACUUUUUGGCGGCAUCGGAAACAGGCAGACCUGGACUUAGCUAAGGGGGACUUUGCUGCUGCAGCAUCAAAUUUGCAGAUCUGUCUUUCUGCCCUGGGCCGAGCGUUGCCUACUUCUCGUUUUGACUUGAUCUGUAGCCUUUCCUGGAACAUUAUUCGUUAUAGUCUCCAAAAAUUGGGAUUAGUACGUUGGCUGCUAAAGAGGACAUCACAGCAGAGACGAGCAACCGAGACGCCUCUUGGCUUUGAAGAUGAAGCCAAGACUAGUGCACGAGAUGCAGCAUUAGUGUAUCAUAAACUUCAUCAACUCCAUAUUACAGGUAAGCUUCCAUCUAGUUCAGCUUACUCAGGAUUGCACAUGGCAUUGUGCGCUGUAAACCUGGCAGAAUGUGCAGAGGAGAAGAUUUCGCCAAGUACCCUGGCAGAGAUUCAUCUAACUGCUGCAGUUGGCCUGAAGACUCGCUGUGGUGGCAAGCUGGGCUUCCUGGCGAGUUAUUUCUUAAGUCAAGCUCAAAGCUUGUGUACUUCUGAGCAUAGUGACAUCCCUGACUCCUUACGCUGGUUGUGCCAUCCUUUGGGGCAGAAAUUUUUUGUGGAACGGAGCUGGACAGUGAAAGCUGCUGCUAAGGAUAGUCUGUACUCCACUCAGAGGAACCCAGCUGAUCCCAUUGCACAGGUACACCAGGCAUUCUGUGAGAAUCUAUUGGAGAGAGCUGUUGAAUCCAUUGUGAAGCCUCAGAUUCCUAAAGGGGCUACAAGCCAUGAUGAUGAAGCACCCUGUGAAUUCGCUAAUGCUUUGGAAUACUUGACAUUACUAAGUUCUUUUGUGGAUUCUUUGGGAAAUGGGAUACCACCUUUUUCUGGAAAUUCUGUGCUGAAGUCUGCUCUAGAUCCUGAUGUAGUCUGCAGAUGGUGGUCAUCAGCAAUCACAAUGAUAAUUAGCUGGCUCAAGGGUGAUGAUACAGUUGUGAAAUCUCAGUUUAUCAACGUGGAACGAAUUCCUAAAUGCUUGGAGAUGAUGGAGAAUGCCCUUGUACGAGCUAUCUUCCAUGUAUGCAAAGCCAUGAAUGCCUUAUUGUCUAGCAAGGCAGAUGGGCAGCAUAGUUCAUUUAGUCAUUGUGAAAGAGCUAGCACUCAUCUCUGGAAUAGUCUCAACGUGAGAAGUGGGGUCUCAAGCACAAGUCUCAACAAUAUGAUCCAGUUGCUGGCUUGCGAUCUACUGUUAUCUCUCCGUACCACUCUAUGGCAGAAACAGACAAAUUCUAGUCUAGCUUUGGGAGACACGCACCAUGCUUCUGCUUCUGAACUGACUGGCUUCCAGCGUGAUCUUGGCAGCCUGCGAAAACUAGCAAAUAGCUUCAGGCUCGCUUACCGAAAGGUUUUUCUGCAUGAGGCCACUGUCCGCUUGAUGGCAGGAGCCAGCCCCACACGUACUCAUCAGCUGCUUGAGCAUAGUCUCAGACGUCGGAUCCCACAGAGUACCAAGCAAGGUGAGUUGGAUGUUCUUCCUGGACAAAGAGAACGAGCUACAGCAAUUCUAUUAGCCUGCCGCUACCUCCCCCUGUCUUUUCUGUCAUCUCCGGGCCAGCGGGCUGUCCUGCUGGCAGAAGCAGCUCGUACACUGGAGAAGAUUGGCGACAUGCGUUCCUGCAAUGACUGUCAGCAGAUGAUUGUGAAACUAAGUGGUGGCACAGCUAUUGCUGCCUCCUAACCCUAGAAGAAUAUUGAGACAUUGAAUGAAUACUUGUUACAUUCUCUUCCUUUUUCUUAAAAACCGUUCCAGAUUUGUGGAAGUUCAUUAUACUAAUAGGAGACGGUGACUUGGUGUAUAGCAAGUGGCAAAUUAUUUGCCUCUAAGCAAAAAGAUUGUUCAUGCUGGUGCUAGAAAGUUAUUUUUCCCCCUGGCAGAGACUGAUAUCUUGGACUGGUUAAUUUGGAUAUCUUUGAAAGAGGGAUUUGCUUUUCUCUCAUUCUUUUUACAAACCAAUCUCUAUUGAAAACAACUUUGGGGUAAUGAAUUAGUAAAAAGUGAAAAAUUUGGUAUGAAGUCUCAUUUGAUGGCAUUUGCAAUGAUUCAGUAAAUAGAUAGAUUCAAAGAAGAUAGGAUUGUGUGUUAACUUCUUUUCUCCUCAGUAUAUGUUUGUCCUACUUACUGAUACCUUCCAAUAAAAUAGAAGCUUUAGGAAGUCAGGACAGUUCUCUAGAGAAGUGCAUUAUGGUUUUUAUGCUAUUUGGGUUACAGUUAUUUAUGUUUUAUCAUUUUACAAACUAAAAAAUCCAGUUUCUUUUUGUCUCAUACUCUUCAUUCUGUAUCUUUCUUCUUUCUGUAGUCCUUUGUAAACUGAUGAUGAUCAGAAUGAUAGAAACUAUAGUUUCAACCAAUCUAUCAAUUUUUAUUCAGCCAUAGACCAGCAGAUAAAACAAGAAAAAUUGCAAUUAAUUAUGAUAAAAAGGAAAAAAAUCCAAGGAGGAGUAGAAAAACAAACUUAGUGUACUGUGCAAACUAUAGAAUAGUACUUAGCUAUAAAGAAGUAAAAUCAGAUUAAUAUGAUAAUUAAAAAAUAAGUUAAAACAAAUCAGAACAACCCAGAAGUUUAAUAAAGAAUAGACAUAAUAAUUCCUGGUGAGCAUUUCUUAGAGGAGACAAUAUAAAAUAACUUGUUCCAUUUUUCAAUUGUUUCUUCAUGGCAUGGACACAAUCUAUGUUUGAAGAGAAUUUUUUAGUGUCUCUCUUCAGUAACAACUAUUGGGAAGACAUUGAAUCUGGCCAAGGAUAAAGCCCUUCUAAAUUUUGGAAUUGUUAUGUGACUAAGGUAUAUCACUGGUUGAAGAAGAUACAAGAAAUUAUAACAUCUAAAUCAGCAGGUUGCAGAAGACUGAUCUGUAGCAUAAUUGUAAGGCCAGGAAUUGAAUCUUCCUUUUAUAUAUUCUUCCUGUUAGGGAAAAAGGGAAGAAUAAAUACAACUAAAAGCAUUAAUUAAAAAAAAUGGUUAGAUGACAGGAAGAUGUAGGCUUCCUGAUCUCAAUUGGGACUGAAGGUAAAGGGUAGAACAUUAACAUCUUUUCCAGCACUGUUUUGCUGAAGGAAAUCCCACCUUCAAUUGCUUUGGAAAGAGAUUUUCAGCAAGAUGAAACGUGGACAAGGAUGAAAUGUUCCUCCCCAAGACCUUGAUUUGGAUGCCUGUUUGUUAUAAACAAAGAGGUAGCUAGCCUAGCUACACUUUUUAAAUCAUGUGGAUAAUCAUCUAGCUUGACUCUCAAAAAAUACAACCCCCUCCCCCCCCCAAGCUGUUUACAUCCAUGUAAGAUUUACCACCUUGUGGUAAAAAUUAGUUCCAUGUUCACCGUUUGGUAAUAAAGAAGCACUGUUCUUUUCCCACAAUUUUUGGGAGUAACAUAUUUAUAGUAUGGACGAAGUAUUUUAGUGUUAAAGGAAACAAUCUAUAGCUCAAUCUCCUCUGGCAGAAUUACACAAAUUUUAUAUUAUAUGGAACUCUUAAGGUCCACAAGCCAUGUUUUUCUCCUACUUAUUUCCUUUGCUUACUCUCUUUUUUUUGUUAAGUCUUUCAUUGCAUUAAUCUAAAUUUCAUGGCAGAAGAGCAAUUUGGAAAUUCACCCAACUUUAAUUAUAUUAUUCCUUGAAAUAAUGCAAUUGGUAAUUCUUGGCUACAUCAUAGAUAGGAUUCUCAAGAAUGAAAGGUCUUUUGAACUUUGUUUCAAUGCCCCCAAAUGUGAAGCUGUAGUGGUAAAGACAUUUUAAAUAUUGCUAUUUCAUAGUUGGAGUCGAAAUACAUCUCAAUUAGAGAUGCAAAUCAUGAUGAGAGAGUUUUAAUGCUCCAUAGUUAACCAGAAACAGAUUUCACAGUAAGGCCUUGACUUAAAUCUUGAAGGUCUGUUCUCAGUCAACCUGCAUUUAUUGAAAUGUAAAAUUUUAAUUUAAUGCAAUUUUCCUGUUUCUCCCUUAUAUAUGUGAGUGGGUGUGUUUGGUUUGUAUAUCCUGCCCCAUUCUGGUACAUGGUGAAAUUUAAUAUUUGACCAUGCUGUUUGAAAGAAGUUUUGUUCCGCUGGUUUCCUUGAUGGAAGUGUAUUUAAGUUUGUAUUUCUUACAACUGAUAUGCAUACUGUAAUUCUCUUGUAAACCUAGGUAGCCAGAAUAAGUGUCCCAAUGUGCUGCUGACACAGAGGCACCUUUAAAUUGGAAAGCUGCAUAAAGUACUAUUCCAUUCACUAAGACAGAAUCUUAAUGAUGGCAUUCCCAGUGCAGGUAGCAGCUAAGUAGGAAAAAUAAUAAACUUAUUGGGACUGAGGAGAUUAGAGGUCAUUGCUAAUUUAGGCCCCCAACUGCUGUUAUAUACAUGCAAAUUUUUCUUUACUGUAAAAUAAAAUAAUCAGCCCAGGAGUAACAAAAAGAGUGUGAAUUCUUAAGAGUCUAACUGAUUGAUUAGGUAGGCUUGACCUUGCAAAUGCUUCCACCUGGGCACUCUCAGGGCAAAUAAUUCAAUAUAAUUAAUUUGUUUAAAAAAAUGUAAAAAAAUACCCAUCUCUUUCUGAGCAUUUCAUGGUUUCUUGAAUUUGAAACAUUGAAAGUAGUUUAUUUUUGUUAAAAGAACAAAUGGCCAUUAUAAUAUAAAAAAAUCAUAUUAAUCAGUCAAUUGGAUGGAGAUGGGUGGCUAUAAAAAUUGAAUAAUUAAAUAAAUAUUGCACAGCCAUAAGAAUGAGGUUACUGUCUUCUUUAAAUUACAAUUGCAUAGAUGUGAUCUCUACAAAGAAAUCUACCUUCUCGCAUAUUUUUGGCAGUUUUAUACACUUCAUGUAUUUAUGGAACUGUUCCUCCUAAUCUUGCCCUAUAUAUGUUUUGUGUAUAUAAUGGUAACUUUUCUGUUUUUAUAUGAUAUGAAAAGUGUCUUUUUAUCCCAAUAAAAUUAGAAAUAGAGAUGCUUUGAUACAUGAAGAUGUAGCAGGUGGUGAUGUCACGAGAUGAGGGUCUCUGUUAUUCCCAGUUGUGACCUUUUGGUAUGGAUCAUUAUGUAAUUUAUCUAAUAAAGACAAAAUUUAA
Molecule: messenger RNA, 6935 nt
Organism: Pseudonaja textilis
Lineage: Eukaryota; Metazoa; Chordata; Lepidosauria; Squamata; Elapidae
Gene: SREBF2
Product: sterol regulatory element binding transcription factor 2
Biological process (GO): positive regulation of cholesterol storage; positive regulation of transcription by RNA polymerase II
Cellular component (GO): nucleus
Molecular function (GO): DNA-binding transcription factor activity, RNA polymerase II-specific; protein dimerization activity; RNA polymerase II cis-regulatory region sequence-specific DNA binding
Source: RefSeq, a predicted model, not a curated record